Messenger RNA from Pelobates cultripes (western spadefoot toad), 312 nucleotides. Lineage: Eukaryota; Metazoa; Chordata; Amphibia; Anura; Pelobatidae. The record is from the annotation of a GenBank genome assembly.
AUGGCAGCACAGAAGGCCAAGAAGCAGGCUGAAAAGAACGAUCGGGCCGGCUUCUUUGCGACCCGAGCGUCGACGCCGAAAUUUAUGGGCCUAGCUGACCAGGGACAAGAUGGCGACGGAGGUAACGACACGCUGCCACUACCGACCUCCCCAGGCACACAAAACCUGCCAGUGACCCAAGACUUCCUACAGAAGUGUCUAGACACCAUGUCCAGCAGGAUUCUUGAAACCCUGCAAGGCACACUAGGAGAAGUGAAAAGGGAGAUGCAGGAGCUGGGUGACAGGACAGCACAGGUGGAGAAUCGUGUGUAG